GUGUCUGUUUAGCUUCUCUCUCUGUUCAAGACUGGAGAUGUCCUGUAUGUCCUUUAGCAUCAAAAUCUUCACCAUGGCAGGUAUUAGUAUCAUGUAUGUUUUUCCCCUCCUUAUAUAUUUGUUUGAAAUUUUCAUUAACUUUCUUGUGUAAGAUUUUAUAGAUGAAAACUUUAGCAGUGAUGAUAGCAUAUAUGAUAUAUGAUCUUGUUACUAUAGUUGGUAUUGGAGCAGGACUUGCACAUUAAAAGGUGAAGGAUAUUAGUGAACAAUUUCUGAUAUUUGUUUUUUAUAUUAAGUUUUAUUUUGAUAUUAGUUUAUUGGUUUGCAUUUGCAGUGUGGAUCAGAGAUGGUUGCCGCUUUGUGGAUAACUGAGAUCUCUAGCCCUUUUCUACAUAUGAGAGAGCUUCUGAAAGAGAUAGGUUAUCAUGAUACUGAUCUCAAUUUAGCAGUUGAUGUUCUAUUUGCCUUCAUAUUCUCAUUUGCAAGGAUGAUUGGUGGUCCAUAUCUCACAUAUGUUACUUUGACUGCAGAUAAUCCUAUGCUUAUUAAGGUACGACUCUAAUGUAUCUCAUGGUCCCCAAAUAUUAAGGUUAAUAGAAGUUACACCCAAUGAACUAUUAUGGUGUUACAGAAAAUUACCAUUUCUUUUUGGGGGUGAAAAGGAAAUUUUUUUCUGAACGAUUAUUUUCGAGGCAGUGUUAACACUGAUACAAAGACAAAGAAGAGAGAGAGAUCAACGAUUUAAGCAUUGAGAGCCUUUGAGGAGGAAGAAUGACAAACAAAAGCAGCACAAAGUCAAGGCAAAGACAAAAUCAAAGAUCUAAGAUGAAGAUGGAGUUAUUAUCAAGUGCUUCAUUCAAAAUCAUUGACAUGAGGGUGUCAUAUAGAUGGUUUUAUUGCGAUUGUUGCACACAUGUACUUCAAGAAGGACAUGUGACUGGGAGAGCAGCGGAUAUGAUUACAGCAGCCAACACUGCUGCAGAGGUUGCCCUGAGGCUUGUGAGACCUGGAAAGAAGCUUAUGGACAAGCUGCAAGCAUGCGGUACCUUGAGGGCGAACGACGAGGGGCGUCACCUCCUUUGCUUGCAGAUGAUAGGGAUGGUCACUAUGUUUUCAAUCUUGGAGAAAAUCUCACGCCUAGAUAUGUCAAGUGAAAAUCGUGAUGUCAACGAAGUGGUGGAGAUUUCCCCUUCUCAAGGAGUGGGGUUUUGGUCUGAAAAUGUGGAGCUUUAUUUCAUAGACUUGAUGGUGGAAGAAGUGAAAAAGGGAAAUAGGCAUACAACUACAUUUACUAGAUCAUCUUGGAAAUUCAUGGAGCAUGAGUUGAAAAAGAAGACGGGGAGAGAAUACACUCAUGACCAAAUGAAAAAUAAGUUUAACCAAUUGAGACAAAGAUGGAGAAAUUUAAAAAGUCUAUUGACAGAUACGGCAGUUGGGUAUACUGUGAGCACCGGUCAAAUAUCUGCAACGGAAGAUGUGUGGACUAAGUUGUAUGCGACGCACAAGUACGCAAGAUAUUUUAGAAGGAAGGGUUGCAAAGGUUAUGACAAGUUGUGCAUCAUUUUUGGUGAUACAACUGCUACUGGUGAUCAUGCUCAUCCUUCUACUAAAAGUCCUACCAUUAGUGAAGAUGAUAAUGGAGAAGAAGGUGAAGAUGAGGAAGAUGUUGAGUCAUCUCGAGCUAAGAAAAAGGCAAAAGUGGCAAACAAACGUGUACCAUUGAACCAGCAAAUCCAAUUAGCAAUGGUUGAAGCUUUAACCUCAAUGGGAGAAAACUCUAGGAAGAAAAUGGAGUUGAGGGAGAGGAAAAUGAGUUCGACUACUGCAGAUAGUCAUGUUAGUGGAGGGAGAGGAAGAAACUCCGAGGAAGAACAAGGAAUGGUUCAGUGCAUCACUGCACUUAGUGCUCUUCCCGAUGUUGACUCAACUCAGUUUUCCAAGGCCGCACAUAUUUUGCAUGAUGAUGCAUCAUGGAGAACUAUGUUUUUAGCCAUGCCUAGCGAGAGAAAGAAGGAUUGGGUGUUAAAGCUACCUUGAUGUUGUUUAUGUUUGUUUCGAAGAAAUUUGUAUUUGUUUAUGUUUGUGUUUGUUUCUAUUAGGCCAAGGACUUUGUAUGAGUUUCGAUAUGUUUGAUUCUAGUAGGUCGAGGACUUUUGUGUGUGUUUAAAAUUAUGCUUGUGUUCUAGUAGAUUGAAGACUUUUGGGUGUAUUUGUGUUAGUUUUUGAACCUAUAUAUGUGUAUUUCCACAACGUUGUUGGAGUUAUACUUGUUUAUGUUGUUGA
Molecule: messenger RNA, 2283 nt
Organism: Asparagus officinalis (garden asparagus)
Lineage: Eukaryota; Viridiplantae; Streptophyta; Magnoliopsida; Asparagales; Asparagaceae
Exons: 9
Coding region: 772-2037 (421 amino acids)
Source: RefSeq, a predicted model, not a curated record